Messenger RNA from Aquila chrysaetos chrysaetos, 4375 nucleotides. RefSeq names its product transmembrane protease serine 11E-like. The coding region runs from base 486 to 1922 and encodes 478 amino acids. Gene Ontology annotation, molecular function: serine-type endopeptidase activity. Gene Ontology annotation, biological process: proteolysis. The record is from RefSeq and is a predicted model, not a curated record. NCBI's taxonomy places the organism in Eukaryota, Metazoa, Chordata, Aves, Accipitriformes, Accipitridae. The transcript has 10 exons.
CCAGGACAGCUGUGGAGGAGUGAGCACCGAGGGAGAUCAGGCUUGGCUGACCAAGCCGUUUAUGUCUGUAUUUGUUUUUGUGUUCGGCCUUUGUGUAUUGGCUACCUCAGGAGGCAAGUGACUUAGUGUUGCGGGCAGUGUGGUGCCUCACCCAUGUGGGUUUUACAGUGAGUGUAUGGUAGAAGGUGCUGCCGCUCGGGAGAGGGCCUGCUGUAGGGAUACCAGUUGGACAGAAAGGGAGUGCUGGAAAAGGGAAAUCUCACGCACUUCCUGUUCUGCUGUGGUGAAGAACAAGUCUUCUUGCCUCGGCCGGUUUAUCUGCUCUGUCCAUCUCUGCCUGGAGAACUCUUUGAUGCGGAGCUGAUCCGAAGGUUACAGUCUCCUUAUCAACUCCAUGCUUACCUCUGUUUGUUUUUAUUCUGAAGUUCGCUCCCUCAUUUUGCAAUAACCCACAGGGUGCUGGGUGUUGCGCCAGCAGCGCCUCAAUGAAGGAUCUUCAUUCAACACCUUUCCCUUCCCGUCACACCAAUCAAUGUGACUCCUGCGUUUUCCAGCAGCAUUCGCUACACAGUCCGGACUUUAGUCAAGCCUUGGUUGGCGGUCAGAAAGGCUACCAGACCUACCGGGACCUACCAUGGGAUCUUCAAAAAAUUCACCAGCCAGUCAUCAAAAUAAGACAUCUUGAGCCCUGGAAAAUUGCUCUAAUUGUUAUUGGAACAGCAGUGGCAGCAGCUAUCACCAUUGGUCUCCUAGUUUAUUUUCUGGCAUAUGAUCAGAAGCUGUUCUAUUACAGUGGCAACAUAAAAAUCACCAACAUCCGGUACAAUAAUGAAUUGUCGAGACAGUCCUCAGGAAGGUUUAGAGACCUGAGCGAGAGGGUGGAGAGACUGAUCGACAAGACAUUUUACAAUUCCAUUUUAAGGAAAAAAUACAUCCGUUCACGCUUAAUCAGAGUGAGCCCAGAUGCUGAUGGUGUCAUGGCAGAGGCUUUGCUCACAUUCUGGUUCUCCUCCACGGAUUCUAGAGAAGCAUUGCGAGAAAGAGUUGAAAGGAUCUUACGGAGGGGCCUGAAAAAAUACAGAGGGCCCCUGCGAAUAAAUGUCAGAUCUUCUACCAUCUCAAAUAUGGAGGCGAGAAGAGCAGAAGCCCUCUUCAAUGACAUCUGUGGGUUACGGCAGAAUAGAUCAGUCAAGUCAAUGGCAAAAUCAUCAUCAUUGCGAAUAGUCGGCGGAUUGUCUUCUGCAGAGACUGGGGACUGGCCAUGGCAAGCUAGUUUGCAGUACAAUAAUAUCCAUCGUUGUGGUGCAACACUCAUCAGCAAUACGUGGCUUGUAUCUGCAGCUCACUGCUUCAGAGACAUGAGUCACCCUCAGAAGUGGACUGCUACUUUUGGAGCUCUUUUGAAGCCACCAAGCUUGAAACGAUCAGUCAAGACUAUUAUUAUUCAUGAAAAGUACCGUUACCCAGAACAUGAUUAUGACAUUGCACUUGUGCAGCUCUCUAAACGAGUUGAGUUUACGAGUAGCAUACACCGCGUUUGUCUGCCUGAGCCAUCUCAGACUUUUCCAUACAAUAUUUAUGCUGUCAUCACAGGCUGGGGAGCACUUACCAAUGACGGUCCAACUCCAAAUGCUCUUCAGGAAGCAACAGUGAAACUUAUUGACUCAAACACUUGCAAUAGAAAAGAAGUGUACGAUGGGGACAUAACACCCAGGAUGUUGUGUGCUGGAUACCUGGAAGGAGGAGUAGAUGCUUGUCAGGGGGACUCUGGGGGACCACUGGUUACUCCAGACUCUAGACUGAUGUGGUACCUCGUGGGAAUAGUGAGCUGGGGAGACGAAUGCGCCAAACCAAAUAAACCUGGAGUUUACACACGAGUGACUUAUUUCCGUGACUGGAUUACCUCAAAAACUGGCAUCUAAUUCCAAACUAAAAAAUGGAUUUAACUAUGUAGACUACGUGUAACUCAUAUUUGUCUGUAAUUCUGAAAUGUUAUUUUUUUAGUAUAUAUAUUCCUAUGUAGUUUUGGUUGAAGCAACCUUUGCCCGCAGCAAGCGCUAUCUUUGCUGUCAGAGAUCCUAACCCCUCGUGAAUUUAUACUAAAUGCAUGAGAUUGCCUGCCUCAUCUUUGAGCCUUGAAACAUUCUCACUUACCAGAAAUUACAAACUGACAUCAUUACACAAACAUUUAAAAACUACCAAUUUACCUGCUUUAUAAAUACAAAUGUUUUCCAGGAAAAAAAAAGAAAUUUUUCUUCAGUCAUGGCUGAGGUUUGAAGCUGAACCUUCUUCCUCCAGUGAAGCAAAUGCUGUCACAGCUGUGUUUCUAGCAAAGCAAACCCUUGAUUAUUAUCCUUGUUAGAGACUAUCAUCUGCACAGACUGCAGCCGAGACCCUGGAUGCUCACCCUGCUCGGAGGCCUUGAUAGCUAACAGUGGAUCAGCCAGGACUGAGGGUAGGUCCUAGCUAAGGAAAAAGAGGAUUUCUAUGCUUCCAGUAAGUUGGAAGGGAAAAGAGAAAAGCUUGAUGUUCUUCUUUUGAAGCACAUUUUUAACAGGAAAUUUUUUGUGGAUUCUGUGAAGUUCAAAGUGCUAUUGUGGAAGUGCUUUAUCACAAUACUCUGCUGCUACCUCUGUACCCACUGCCUUCUAGACCUACUCUGUUCGACUCACAAUAUGCUUAAGAUACAGAAACACAAGCUCUACCCAAAUUUGUUUGUAAUAUGUGUGUCCCCACGAACAACCUCCCUGGAAGGAAACCCAGCAUCUAAAUUUGUGCUAAAGGAAAAAUAAAUAUUCACCACAAAUAAACCGGGAACUGCCUUUUUCAUUCAAGAAAUAGUGUGCUAUUCCAAGGGCAUGCCAGCCAGUAGAAACCAUCUCACUGCGAAGAAAGCAAUUAGGGAUACUGCCUUGCUUCACUGAUGGAUUCAUGUCUGCCAUGAAUGAAUAUGAUCCUGUCUUAUGAGACUGAAGAGUAACGUCAUAUUAAAGAACAGUCCUGAUAAGAACUUCAGAGUAAAUGCAAUCCUUAUACACCAGUUAAGCACUUUUCCUAUCUCUGUGCAUGACAUCUCAUGGAUUGCUGGUGGAAGGGGGUCCAGUGAUGCAGCUAUUACUGUCCCCUAGAGCCCAGGCCUUCAACAGGAGGAUCCAAAAUGUCACUAGUAUUGUCUCCUGCAGUCUUUGAAUGGCCACCAGACUGCUUAGGCUGUGAAUGCAGGACUCACAGGAGUCUGUAUGAGACAUGAAAGAAGCUGCAAGCCACACAGCUGAACCUACUACAGCUGAAAAUUUCUCUGAAGCAUCCUGCCUCCCCUUCUGCUCAGGACUGGGUCUCUCCUCAGCCUUCCUACUGUGCAAGCUCUCCAAUAAUCAGCAUCCCUGGGAAUGAGAUGCUCGGCAUUUCUUGAAAAAUUCCACCCUGAAUUACAAGUCUACAUAUGGAUGGAAAAUCCUAUGUUUAAGCCUCGGUGGCAGAGGAAGGGGUUGUCUUAUAGUUAGGGUCCUUCCAGUCUUUCUAUAUAUCUUUUGAAUUUCAGUAAAAGACAAGAUGCCUUAUAUCAGAAAGAAAUCUAUUGAAGGUUUUAGAUUAGUUUUGGUUUUGAAAUAGUAGUAUAUUUAUUCUCGUAUUCCAUGUCCAUUAUAAAAUGAAAAGGAUCUUGGGACAGUUAGGAGGAUAGUUAGAUGCAGCAAAUCCGUUUCCUUAAUUUAUUGAUGAAGUUUUUAAUUUAUGCACUUUUGAGUUGCUGCUACUUUUCAACUACGAAUUUACACUGGGCCAGGUUCAGUUAUAAAAUAGAAACUUCAUGGAGUUUUGGAUUAGGUCACCUGGAAACACUGUUUUCUUCUAGUGUUCAGGUCCCCUUUUUUCGAAGGCUUCCUUUGGAAAAAAAAUUACAUCUAGUUUUUUGUGCCUCUUAUUGCUUUGAAGGUGAAAAUCAUGACAAGUGUCCUUCCUUAUAAUCAGCUGAUGAAUUGCAAUUGAAAGUAAACAGUAGUUCACUUUCAUAGAUAGCUAAGGCUUUGUUUUGCACUGAAAUCUAUCCUUUUGCCUAGCAAAUGGAGGGGCAACAAUAAGGAGGUGAGGCCCAGAUUAGAUACAACCCCUAUAAACUGGUUCCUACCUCACACUGCAAGUGACAUGUAUAUAUAAUACCUUUAAAAUUAGAAUGGCAGCCUUUAUUUCAGGUUUUCUUUCAGAGGCCAAACAGCCAAGAGGUGUGUGGGAGAAUGUCUACCUUACUCAGGGAGUCCUGAGCCAGCCAGAUGCACUUUUCACAGAUUUUUUAGCAAACUGUCUGGCCUGGGUUUGUCUUAUACUCCAUGUCAGUGUUUUAUUUAUGAAGACUGUUUGUUUUCUGCCCUAGAAUAAA